UCCAAUUGUUCCACGGAGGCGAAGCGGCGGUACUCUCUCUCUCUCUCUCUCUCUCUCUCUCUCUCUGCAUCCUCUGAGAUUCACGAUCAAUCUGAAAACUUUGGGAGCACUCGAAGAUCAUCAUCAUCAUCAUCAUCAUCAUCAUCAUCAUCAUCAGCAUCAGCUGGGGUUCAAUCCGUUCGUUCCCUGACUAAGUCCUGCCGCGGCUAUGGCGGAAACGAGCUUCCUGCCGGACGAAGAUUUCAGGUUGGAGGCCACUCGAUCCAGAUUUUCGAACGUCCUCAAGAAGCACGCGGAAUUGUCCGAGCGUCUCUCCAGGGACUCUGACAAAUCUGUUUUUGAGCGUCUACAGAAAGAAUUUGACACUGCACGUGCUUCCCAAAGUCAAGAGAUUCACUUGGAUGGUGAAGAAUGGAAUGAUGGCCUCUUAGCAACCAUAAGAGAGCGGGUUCACAUGGAGGCAGACAGGAAGUCUAUGGCAGGGGACACAACUAUCUCUUCAGGCACUUAUAUUCAGGAAAAAAUUACUUAUAAAGUUGGAAACAAGGUGAUUUGUUGUUUGGAAGGCGCAAGAAUUGGCAUACAGUAUGAAACCUCCUUUGCAGGAGAGCCAUGUGAACUAUACCACAUCGUUCUUGAGAGUAAAUCAUUUUUGCAAAAGAUGACUGUCCUGGAACAUACAGUUCCGUUCUUUAUACCAAUACGUGAUGCAGAAAAUGAGCUCCUUUCUUCAAACGCAAUGAAAUUUAUAGACCGUGUUGGAGAACUUCUGCAGGCUUAUGUGGACAGACGUGAACAGGUCCGCCUUAUUAAAGAAUUGUAUGGGAACCAAAUUGGAGAGCUGUAUCACAGUCUUCCAUUCAACAUGGUCGAAUUUGUACUUGAUGACUAUGAGUGCAAGGUAACUGUUACUCUGAGGUAUGAAGACCUCAUUUGCGUACUUCCAACUCGUAUAAGAGUCCUGGCAUGGCCAAGGAAGAACUCUACCAGUCCAGUCUCCAUGAACCGAAGGGGAAAUGGAGUUGUAGGAAGUCACCCUAGUCCAGCUCGUCUUUCUUAUGCUGAGGAGGCCUUGCGAAGUAUGAGCUUGCCAGAAGCAUUUGCAGAAAUUGUUUUAAAUUUGCCACAAGCUCUCCAGCAAUUAUAUCAGCAAAGAAGCACCUCCUAGUAAUUUGGACUUGACAAAGCUUCAAAAUGUACAAUGUAACAGCAAUAUCUGAGAGGACGCUGAAUUGAGAUCUAUUAAGAAUGGGAGACGAUGAAAGAGUAAGCUGUGGAUUUAUUGUCACUUGAAGUUAUCAUUUGAUCCUUGUUCUCGACUGUCAUUAUGAAGCUCAAAGGAGGGACUACAUUUUGGCGGCAGUUGUUCUUGGGAGUGCUCUGAUUUGUUUCCUAAAAAUAUCAUGGAUUUUGUAUCAACAGUCUUAGUAGUUUAAAUAGCCCCCAAAGCUCGCUUCAACAUACAUUUUCUGCCUAGAUUGGAGUUUCCCCUCUGGCCAUCCUCUUUGGUUUAAAGUAGGGGCAUUCAAUGCUGUCAAUGUCCUCGAAAAAGAGGCCUGACCCUUUCGCUCAUUUUUACUUGUGUGAUAAGGGCUAUUCUUUUUUCUCUUUUUUUGGGGUCAGAAUGAGGUUUCGCGGUCAGAAUGGGGGAUACUUGAAUUGGUCUAUUAUUGAAAUUGUAAAUCUCUUUGGAUGUUACUCUCU
Messenger RNA from Eucalyptus grandis, 1704 nucleotides. RefSeq lists its product as uncharacterized. Lineage: Eukaryota; Viridiplantae; Streptophyta; Magnoliopsida; Myrtales; Myrtaceae. The transcript is spliced from 13 exons. Gene Ontology annotation, cellular component: Mis6-Sim4 complex; kinetochore. The record is from RefSeq and is a predicted model, not a curated record. The coding region runs from base 209 to 1168 and encodes 319 amino acids.